Messenger RNA from Trichechus manatus latirostris (Florida manatee), 1295 nucleotides. It is a transcript of the gene ST3GAL4, whose product is annotated as ST3 beta-galactoside alpha-2,3-sialyltransferase 4. The transcript has 11 exons. Gene Ontology annotation, molecular function: beta-galactoside (CMP) alpha-2,3-sialyltransferase activity; beta-D-galactosyl-(1->3)-N-acetyl-beta-D-galactosaminide alpha-2,3- sialyltransferase activity. Gene Ontology annotation, biological process: glycolipid biosynthetic process. The coding region runs from base 102 to 1103 and encodes 333 amino acids. The record is from RefSeq and is a predicted model, not a curated record. NCBI's taxonomy places the organism in Eukaryota, Metazoa, Chordata, Mammalia, Sirenia, Trichechidae.
UGCGCGGAGCUGUCCUGCCCCGCCCCGCUCCACCCGCGAGGGUGGCCGGAGGCAGCCGGGAUGACAGCUCUCCCCAGGAACCGAGCCACCCGCUGAAAAACAUGACCAGCAAGUCCCGCUGGAAGCUCCUGGCCAUGCUGGCGCUGGUCCUGGUUGUCAUGGUGUGGUAUUCCAUCUCCCGAGAAGACAGGUAUAUUGAGCUCUUCUAUUUUCCUAUCCCAGAGAAGAGGGAGCCGUGCGUCCAGGGUGAGACGGAGAGGAAGGCCGUGAAGAUUUUUGGCAACUCCUCCCGAGACCAGCCCAUUUUCCUUCAGCUUAAGGACUUUUUCUGGGUGAAGACACCUUCUGCCUAUGAGCUGCCCUAUGGGACCAAGGGGAGUGAAGACCUGCUCCUCCGGGUUCUAGCCAUCACCAGCUACGCCAUGCCAGAGAGCAUCCAGAGCCUGAAGUGCCGCCGCUGUGUGGUGGUGGGCAAUGGGCAUCGGCUACGGAACAGCUCACUGGGAGACGCCAUCGACAAGUACGACGUGGUCAUCAGACUGAACAACGCCCCGGUGGCUGGCUACGAGGGGGACGUGGGCUCCAAGACCUCCAUGCGUCUCUUCUACCCUGAGUCUGCCCACUUCAACCCCAAAGUGGAGAAUAACCCAGACACACUCUUGGUCCUGGUGGCAUUCAAGGCAAUGGACUUCCACUGGAUUGAGACCAUCCUGAGUGACAAGAAGCGGGUGCGAAAGGGUUUCUGGAAACAGCCUCCCCUCAUCUGGGAUGUCAACCCAAAACAGAUUCGGAUUCUCAACCCCUUCUUCAUGGAGAUUGCAGCCGACAGACUGCUGAGUCUGCCAAUGCAACAGCUCCGCAAGAUGAAGCAGAAGCCCACUACGGGCCUGUUGGCCAUCACCCUAGCCCUCCACUUCUGUGACUUGGUGCACAUUGCUGGCUUUGGCUACCCAGAUGUCUACAACAAGAAGCAGACCAUUCACUACUACGAGCAGAUCACACUCAAGUCCAUGGCGGGGUCGGGCCACAAUAUCUCCCAGGAGGCACUGGCCAUCAAGCGGAUGCUGGAAAUCGGAGUCAUCAAGAACCUCACUUACUUCUGACUUGGGCACGAGUUGUACCCGUCUGUCUGCCCACUCUGCUGCGAGAGACCCCCGCCCCCCAUCCAUGGCUGUGGGGGUGCCCGGUGCCAGCGUGAUCCCCUUGGACUCAGCUCCCCAUCCGGGGAGAAGGUCCCGGGACUGGCCAGGGCUGAGAGGUGGCCGUGCCCCGGGCUGCUCUUGUGGAACCCAGAU